GUCUACUUUACUUGCUUUCUGGUCAUUCCCUUUUCUUUCUCUAUACUGUGAUUCUCGGUUACUUCAUUAAUGGCGAAGGGGAGAAAGACGAAAGGCGGCACGAGCCAAGUAGUGAAGCCCAUCAUCUACUUGUAGUUCUAGUGAUGCUAAUGCAGUGAUGAAGGUGGAUCUUGAAGAUGGUAUUACCGCACAGCAUUUCGAAGUCUCCCAGGUUUCUUCUGGGCUGGAACAUAAAGACAGCAUUUUUACACUUUCAAUCAAUGAUGCCUGUAAUCAUAAAUUGAACGGUGAAGAGAAAUGGGCAAAACACUACAACUACAGUAACUACCAUAAGAUUUUGCUUGUGGGUGAAGGAGAUUUCUCCUUCUCUGCCAGUUUGGUUGCGGCUUUUGGCUCUGCUUCCAACCUCACUGCAACUUCCCUGAAUUCUAGAAAGGUUUUGAGGAAAGAUUAUGAGAAAGCUGUUUACAACAUUGAAGAGUUAAAAGGAAAGGGAGGGAAGGUGAUGUAUGGUGUGGAUGCUACUACCAUGGCAUCUCAUCCCAUCUUCAAGGGCUUGGCAUUUGAUUGAAUACUUUUCAAUUUUCCAUAUGCUAUCAUUCCCAAGAAUGGUACUCGCAAAGAUCAACUUUGGAGACAUCAAUCUCUUGUAAGAGGGUAUCUGAAAAGUGCCAAGGAGAUGAUCUGUGAAAAUGGUGAGAUCCAUAUAACUCAAAGGACAGAUGGAGGGUUUGAUGCUUGGAGAAUAGAGUUUAUUGCAUCUCAGCUGGGGCUUGAGCUUGAAGAAGCUGUUGAUUUUAACAUUUGUGAUUAUCCAGGCUACAGUCCCAAAUGGGGAAUGGCCAA
This is a messenger RNA of Ipomoea nil (Japanese morning glory), 846 nucleotides long. RefSeq names its product heavy metal-associated isoprenylated plant protein 41-like. Gene Ontology annotation, cellular component: cytoplasm. The transcript is spliced from 3 exons. The record is from RefSeq and is a predicted model, not a curated record. NCBI's taxonomy places the organism in Eukaryota, Viridiplantae, Streptophyta, Magnoliopsida, Solanales, Convolvulaceae. Gene Ontology annotation, molecular function: rRNA (uridine-N3-)-methyltransferase activity. Bases 158 to 571 code for a protein of 137 amino acids. Gene Ontology annotation, biological process: rRNA base methylation.